Molecule: messenger RNA, 2349 nt
Organism: Paramuricea clavata
Lineage: Eukaryota; Metazoa; Cnidaria; Anthozoa; Malacalcyonacea; Plexauridae
Source: the annotation of a GenBank genome assembly
AUGCCGCUGCUACAAACAAAAUCGGCAAGCCAUUGUGCCACUGCCACACAAUUAAAUCAGCAAGCCAUUGUGCCACUGCUACAACCAAAAUCGGCAAGCCAUUGUGCCACUGCCACACAACUAAAUCAGCAAGCCAUUGUGCCACUGCUACACACAAAAUCGGCAAGCCAUUGUGCCACUGCCACACAAAUAUUAAAUCAGCAAGCCAUUGUGCCACUACUACACACAAAAUCGGCAAGAAAUUGUGCCACUGCCACACAAUCAAACCAGCAAGCCAUUGUGCCACUGCUACAAACAAAAUUGGCAAGCCAUUGUGCCACUGCCACACAAAUAAAUCAGCAAGCCAUUGUGCCACUGCUACAAACAAAAUUGGCAAGCUAUUGUCCCACUGCCCCACAAAUACUAAUAAAUCAGCAAGCCAUUGGCAAUGUGCCAAUGCUACACAAAAUAAGCAGACCAUUUUGCUUAAAACGUUUUAAUCAAGUGAUAGUGUUAUUCACUCAAAUGUUAGGCUACAUUGUGUAUGUUCCAUUGUUGUUGAGAAUUGCAAAUGAUGUAGAGUUAAAUCCUGGACCCACAACAUAUGAUGUGCUUGAUCCAACUAAAACAAUAUGUGCUGAUUUUAGCCAGGGAAAUACAAAAAUUUUCGACAAAAUGCUGGUAAACAAUGUCUAGCAAUGUCUUUAACUGCGAUAAUAUAUAAUUAUAUCUUAAAUGAAAAUGCAUGGGAUUCAACUGUAUUAGAUUCCAUACUGUGUGCUGGAAAUAACCUUUAUUCUUUUAUAAGCAAUUCUGUUAAGAAAAGCUACUUGCUUUUGACUGACGUGCCUGAAAUGGUUUCGGUUUUUGAUGGCAUUUAUUGUAUUCAAUAUGGUGACCCGUUUGCUGGUGACUUAUUCAUGGCAAAUACCGCUCUACCUUAUUAUUCUAUAUAUAAUUCUCUUAAUAAUCUGUUUGCGGAAACUCAGUUAAAUUAUCAACAUUGUCUGUUGACAAUUGGUUGUAAUACUGUUGCAAUUUUUAAGACUUCUGAAGGAACCUUUAAAGUAUUUGAUUCUCAUUCAAGAGAUUUAUAUGGGAUUCCACACCCUUUUGGAAAAUGCAUAUUAGCAUCUGUUGAUAGUAUAGAAAGCCUGGUGAUAUAUUUCCAGAGUACUGUACCUCCAGGUAAUGAAACACCCUUCGAAGUUAAAGGAGUAACUGUUCAGUUAAAUUGUGAUAUAACACAAAUAAGCGGACUUGUUUCAAGCGAAAGUGAAAAAUAGCAUGUAAAACAAAAUUGUUCAGAGUUAACUGAGAGUCAGAAACAAAGCAGACUGCAAAACGCUAGAAAGUAUAAAAAAGCUAAGCAAGCAGCAGAAACUGAAACUUAGAAACAAACUAGACUUGGAAAUGCUAGGGAGUAUCAAAAAGCAAAACGAGCUUCAGAAACUCAACAUGAGAAACAAACCACACUUAAAAAUGCUAGGGAGUGUCGAAAAGCAAAACGAGCUUUAGAAAUUGAUCACGAGAAACAAACUAGACUUGAAAAUGCUAGGGAGUAUCGAAAAGCAAAACGAGCUUUAGAAAAUGAUCACGAGAAACAAACUAGACUUGGGAAUUUUAGAAAUUAUGAAAAAAGAAAACAACGACAAGAAACUGAGAUUGAAAAACAAGCUAUAGUUGCCAGUGCUAAUCAGAACAAGAGAAAACGUUUGUGCGCUUCUACUCAAAUUAUAAAUCAGCAGGAUUAUUUUGUUCAAACAAGUUGAGCUUAAAUAUUGGGGACUUCUACCGUGGGAUGCAAUUUCAGAAAAGCUGGCAGUCCAAGACUUUUUUCGUGAGCUUUCUCAUGGGAAGAAAGAGGCUAUUAUUGCGUAUUCUAACAAGUAUUCACCCGAAGAGAAGCUUGCAGCUUCGUGUUUACACGACAUGGCUUGUUCUGAGCUUACGUUCUGGGCAAAAUCUAUAAUUAGUCGUAGGCUGUAUUUUACAGCCAGGCAUUCCCAUCCUUGGGUAGUGGAAUUCAGCUCAAGAUUACAAACGCUGGUUUUUGAACAUAUUAUUAAAACCUUGACAUGUUCUUCCUCGUUUGCUGUAAAUAUUCACCUGAAACGUACAGCCAAAGAAAGGAAAGUGAAAGAGCGCACCGUCGAAAUUAGUAACUACAGAAAACUCGGUCAACUAUUUGCUGUCGCUGGUAAUUGUAAAACAAGUUUAAAGAAAGAUGUAUCCGGAAAGGGUCGUGUUAAUAUUAUUGUCAAUGACAAUAAACCAUUUGUUGUGACUUACAAUGAACAAAAAGAAACUGUGACAGUUAUGUGUCACUAUGGAAGCUGGAAUACAGAUGGGGUACCACAAUUUAUUUAA